Molecule: messenger RNA, 1098 nt
Organism: Ustilago hordei
Lineage: Eukaryota; Fungi; Basidiomycota; Ustilaginomycetes; Ustilaginales; Ustilaginaceae
Exons: 1
Coding region: 1-1098 (365 amino acids)
Biological process (GO): nucleotide-excision repair, DNA damage recognition; base-excision repair; UV-damage excision repair
Cellular component (GO): nucleotide-excision repair factor 1 complex
Molecular function (GO): damaged DNA binding
Source: RefSeq, a predicted model, not a curated record
AUGGCAGCCAUAGCUUCAAGCUCGUCAGCUGCCAUGAUGGCCGAUAACAUGGACCCAGCCGACCGGGCGUGGGCCAUACAGGAGAACCGUUUCCGGGCCAGAGCAAGGCUUCGACUUGAAGCAAGAGCACGAAAGCCUCGCACCAUCGUCAACAAUAGCACUGGUGCCUCUGCUACAGCAUCCUCUUCAGCCUCGCAGCAAUCCCGGCAGCCUAUGCUCGACUCGAAUGUACCAUCCAUUGGCCCUAAUGCCAACCUUGGCUCAGUCCCCGCGACCAGUCGAAACGCACAGCUCGACCCGGCACAGCUCAAAGUCGUUGGCAGCAAAAGCAAUGUGGCUCGCACACGCAAAGUCGACGAGGCAGAGAUCCCACUCCAGCGAGACAAGUCAUUGGGAGACUAUAUCGAGUUUGACCUUUCCAAACUUCACAACAGUAAAGGUGGUUUCUUGAUCGAUGACCAAGAUCCCGCCGCUUCACGGAAGACGUUGGACGAUCUUCGAAAGGAAAAAGAGAGAGAAAAGCAGCGUAUGCGGGACUAUGCUCAACCAGGUAUCUCUCUCGAUCUUCAAACUCGACCGACAUGCGAGAGCUGCGGUAGUCCCGAGAUCAUCGACCACCCCUUCAAGCGGGUCUUUGGUAUCUGCGUCUGUCGCAAAUGCGAACGCGAGAAGCCCGAAAUUUAUUCGCUGUUGACCAAGACGGAAGUCAAGGAAGACUACUUGCUGACGGAUGCAGAGCUGAAGGAUGAAGAGCUUCUGCCGCAUCUACUGAAGGCGAACCCGCACAAGGCGACAUAUAGUAACAUGAUGCUCUUUUGUAGAAAACAGGUGGAAGAGUUUGCUUUCGGUCCAGGCAAGUGGGGCUCAGAAGCUGGCUUGGAUGCCGAGUUUGAGAGAAGAGAAGAAGAGAAAGCCAGGAAGAGAGGUAAAAAGUUCCAGCAGGGCUUGGUGGAUCUCAGAAAGCGAACGAGAGACAACGUUUGGCAGAGAAGGAAGGAUGAAGAGCACCUUCAUCAGUGGCAGGAAGCGGAAGAGAGAGGUAAAGCAGUUCAGAGGUGUACACAGUGCGGAUAUGCUGUCGAGGUCGAAGUCUUUUGA